This is a messenger RNA of Salpingoeca rosetta, 2205 nucleotides long. RefSeq lists its product as uncharacterized. Lineage: Eukaryota; Choanoflagellata; Craspedida; Salpingoecidae. The record is from RefSeq and is a predicted model, not a curated record. The transcript has 15 exons. Gene Ontology annotation, molecular function: protein tyrosine phosphatase activity. Gene Ontology annotation, biological process: protein dephosphorylation. The coding region runs from base 140 to 2155 and encodes 671 amino acids.
GUUCCAGCAGCGGAGUGUGUACGGGACCGCGCCGUGCGGGGACAACUGCCGAACGCCGCUCAUCACCACCAUUGCUGGUGACCCACCAACGCAGCAGCCAUCAUCAUCGCCAUUCUCAACAACCGCUGGCUCGACAGCAAUGAUGACGACAGGUGGUGUGACCAAUGCAACAACGGCAGCAAACAUGACAUCAACCACCACAACAACAUCAACCUCGUCUACAACGUCGUCGUCGUCGCUACCACCACCGCCACCGGCCUCGUUUGUGAUUGAGACCAUCACGCCCGCUGCCGACGGCGACUUCCAGCGUGUGCACAUGUCCGUGUCCGCCCCUGGUUACAUCACCGCAUAUCCCGUGCUCUACAUCGCAGCAGACCCGUGGCUCAACUGGGCGCUCAGACACUGCUCUGUGAGCGGUGAUGUCGUCAAUUGCAACGAAACACACGCGCACGACAUCAACGCCGGCAUCUACAACGGAACGACGAAACAAUUUAUGAAUUUGAUGCGCGAUUAUUACGGCACCAUGCUCGCAUCCGUCGACAUUGUCCUCUGCAAGCAGGGCUACAUCGACUGCCCAUAUGCGCCCGUUCGCCCUCGGCGCGCGCGUGUGUGUUCACACGUCUGGCGCGGACAGUGCCCUGCAGGCACGACGUAUUCCGGCGCGCUGGAGGGGCCGACUGUGGCCGACGCGAACCCAGACAACUGCGCGCACACCACAACCACCACAACAGCGACGACGACAACAACAACCACCAGCACCACGGCAACCAACACCACGACUGUGUCCGCCGGCAGCUCUGCGUCGUCUGUUGACGAGAACACGCUUGUGCUGGGCGUGUCGAUUGCAUUUAUCUUCCUGGUCAUCGCUGCGUUUCUGUUCCUUGCCGCCGCCAAUCACCGCGUUGCCAUUGUCGCGCAGCACAACCAGCGCCAGCACGCCAUCCGCUACCAGGCCAGGAAACGUCGCAAGAGCAUGAAGGCGAAACCGUUUGCGCGCUCGCUCACGACGCGCACAAAUCGCAGCAGGAUGGCCGACACGGAACGCCUCCUCGCUUCAGAGGGCCUGGUGACGGAGACACCGCUGCCUGGCAGCGUGCACCGUCCGCCUGAGGCAUCAACAGACAACUCGCUGCAGCUCCCACUCCCGUCCAUCGUCCCCAUUGGCGGACACACACGCAGCGCAUCGCACGCCAGCAGCACCAUGAUGGCAUACACAACAGCUAAUGGCAGCAGCAUUGCAAGUGGCGGUGGGAGCUCACGUGGUGGUGUUGGUGUUGGUGGUGAUGUUGAUGUUGAUGGUGUUGGUGGUGAUGGUGACGAAGGCCCACCACCGCCACCACCGCCGCGACCAAACUACACGUUCAAGUCUGGUCUGUUCCAGAGCAGAUGGAUGGACGCGGCGACCAUUCACGCAUACGCGCAGGACGACACACAGAUGAAUGCAGACUACAACAGCGUGCCGACCAAUUCCAUCCCGCCAACACAGGGUGUCAAGAUGUGCGACGACAAGAACAGAUACCUCGACAUCCUUCCAAAUCAUCAUUCGCGCGUGUUGUUGUCCAAGAUUGGGGACCAAGAAACAUCAACAUACAUCAACGCCAACUGGAUGCCCGGCAUGAACGACGACCGCGAAUACAUCGUCACCCAGGGCCCAAUUCCACAAACCGUGUCUGACUUUUGGCGCAUGGUGUGGGAGUGCGAUGUGCGUGUCAUUGUCAUGAUCACGCGUCUCGCUGAGAACGGCACUCCAAAGUGUGAAAAGUACUGGCCCGGCCCCGGUCAACGCGCGCGUGCCGGCGAUCUCAUCAUCUCCCACACAUCCGCACAGGCGGGCGACUUCACCACCACAACACUCGCCGUCCUCAACACAAAGGUUGGGCGGGUGCAACCCAUGGUUGUGCACUGCUCUGCGGGCAUUGGUCGUUCGGGUGUCUUCAUCGGCCUGGACAUAAUGAUGCAGCAGGCACGGGCGUCGCAUCAGGUUGACCCGAUGGGUGUGCUGUGCCACAUGCGGCGAGCGCGGGGCGGGUGUGUACAGAAGCCAUCACAAUGGCGCUGGCUCGUGACAGCUGCACGCGACUAUCUCUCUGCGACGCUUGCCCUUGGCCGCAACGGUGGUGGUGAUGUCGAUGACGAUGAUGGUGAAGAAGCAUAGCAAGAACAAGCUGCACGUGCACAUGCGUGUGUGUGUGUGUGUGUGUGUGU